GACAAGCUCAAAGCCGUCGAGUUGUUCCCCACGCCACUGUCGUGCCCGAGGACCAUGGGUAAACAUGGCGAGCGCAGCGUGACCACGCAGCUGAAGAUGGUGCUGCCUGGUUCCUCGGGGAAGCUGCGCAUCUCCGACGAGCUCGCGGAGUGCUUUGAUUCCGGAGACGGCGGCGCCGGGAUGACGGCCUUCCUCGUCAGCCCGUUUGGCACGGCGGUCUGGCGCGUCGAGGUCGGCCGGGACAGCGACGGCGCGUUCCUGGGUCGACGGUGGCCGGAGUUCGUGGAGGCCCACGGCAUCAGCGUCGGCUGGUUCUUGGUGCUCCGUCAUGAAGGCCGUGGCGUGCUCACAAUCAAGGCCUUCGACACCACCUACUUCAUCAAAGAGUUCGGCCAAACCCUAACCGUUCCGGGCCUUGGGGAAGCCCAGAUCAAAACUGGCCGUGCUCGUAAGCCGCAGUUCAUCGGGCCGCUUUGGCAUAAUUGGAUGCAAAAGAUGCCUAUCCCCGCCGAAUUUCUGAAACACGGAUUCAUUUCUGAUGAGGAGCUCAAGAGGCGGAUGGUCACUUUUGUGACCCCCUUCCGCGAGUUUUGGCAUAUCGAUCUGGAGAAGGAUGGGUCGAAUGUGUUCUUUGCAGGUGUCUGGUUAAAGUUUCUGGAGUCCCAAGGCGUCACAGAAGGUGAAGUUCUGUUGAUCAGGUAUCAAGGCAAUAUGAUCUUUACAAUCGAAGUGUUCGGGUUUACCGGAUGCCGGAGAAAUUUGAAGAAACAGGACAUCAGAUUUGAGCAAACUGGGAACAGUGAGGAGACAAAUUCGUCCCAGCAAACUGAGCAGAGUGAAGAGACAAAUUCGUCCCAGAAAACUGGGCAGACUGAAGAAGCAAAUUCGUCCCAGAAAACUGGGCGGACUGAAGAAAUGAUUACUCUUUCGUCCCAGAACACUGAACAGAAUGAAGAGGCAAAUCCGUCCCAGAAAAAUGCGCACUCAUCUAAAGAAGCGCAGAGCCAAAAGGAAGCACAUAUUUCCAGAAGGAAAAGGAAACGAAGUGAAGAAACAAGAAUUCCAAGAAGCUGCAGAAAUCCUCUUAACAAAAGAACAGAUUGUGAAUAUGAGACUGGGUCACAGCCUUGGAUAAGGAAGCAGCUCAACGCUAAGCUUCGAAACAAUAUUACUUUGCCAGGGAGCUUCUGUAAGAAGGUCGGAUUCACGGAAACAUGCAAGAUCACGCUCAAGUCCUCAGAGAAGAAGGGGUCAUGGGAAGUCCAUGGUUUAGUUUACGAAAAAAUAUGCCAAUGGAAACUUUCAGGUGGCUGGAAGAUGUUCUGCCGAGAUAACGGGCUCAAGGAAGGUGACGUGUGCACCUUCAAAGUCCUCAAAAGCAAGCUCUGGCAUGUUGACAUAGAUCGUUGCUAAGAUGGGACUUCAACCAGGUGCAGUAGUAAACCAGGUUCAGUAUGUGUCUACUGUGCCCAGUAGAAUUCAUAUUGGCACCAAAAGCUUCUCCGGCACUGGUUGUAGAUACUCUUGCUGUGUCGAUCUAUAUUUUGUAUGUGUUGGCUGCACUUUUAUGCGUUUAAACAGUUGCCUGUCGUAGUUACCAAGACUAUCAUGGUUCAUUUUGUUGUUCCAAGUUGUGUACUUUUCAUCUCAGAUUUUUUGUUAGCGUGCCAAGUGCUCGGGGUAGUUCCCUUGGGUGAUGGCCACUAAUUAAACAGGUGACGGUGGUCAUGCUUUGUGCCCUUCUACCUCGCUGAUA
This is a messenger RNA of Lolium perenne, 1756 nucleotides long. Its product is annotated as putative B3 domain-containing protein Os04g0347400. NCBI's taxonomy places the organism in Eukaryota, Viridiplantae, Streptophyta, Magnoliopsida, Poales, Poaceae. Gene Ontology annotation, molecular function: DNA binding. The record is from RefSeq and is a predicted model, not a curated record.